Brassica oleracea var. oleracea is the source of this 1167-nucleotide messenger RNA. RefSeq lists its product as uncharacterized. The coding region runs from base 43 to 1167 and encodes 374 amino acids. NCBI's taxonomy places the organism in Eukaryota, Viridiplantae, Streptophyta, Magnoliopsida, Brassicales, Brassicaceae. The record is from RefSeq and is a predicted model, not a curated record. The transcript has 3 exons.
AGCGAGAGUUUUUGUCGCCAUGGCGCUAAGGCGCCCAAGGCGAUGCCCUCAACGCUUAGGGACACCCUUGCCAGGCGAGUUGUGAUCAUGUCUGACGCUGGAGCUGGAUCAUCUCAUGGAGGGUCUCAAGGAAGAGGAGGGUCUCAGGGAGAAGGACAACAAGUGGAUCCGGGAAGGAAGUAUGGAACCAUUGUUAACAAUAACGCCAACCACUGGAAGUGUAUCUUCUGCUACAAGGUGUUAACUGCUGGGGUUUCACGAUUGAAACAACAUCUUGUUGGCGGGUACAAGAAUGCAAAGAAAUGUCCAAUCUGUCCAGAACAUGUUAGGGUUGAGCUGCAGACCUACAUGGCCAGAAAAGUUGAAGAAAGAGUAGCUCUAUCAAUGCAGUACCAACCCGUGGUGAAUGAAGAUGAUGUGGAGGACUUGGAUGGUGAUGAUGAGCCAAUGCGAAAGGCUACCAAGAGGAAGCACCGUGGUCCUUUGGACAAGUUUGUGAUGUCUACGCCUCCAGACAUCUUGAAAGGCAGAAAGGAUAGGAAAGGGGUGUUUGGAGCUUGUGACAAGGACUUAAGAGACAAGGUGUGUGGCGCCAUAGCAAGGUGGUUCUUCGAUGCUGGGCUUCCUUUCAAUGCUGUCUCUCAUGACAGUUUCAAGGAGAUGACAAAGCUUAUUGGGCAGUAUGGUAUGGGGUUAAAGCCUCCUUCUCAGUAUGAGCUCCGGUUCCCUUUACUUCAAAGGGAAGUCGCCAAUGUUCAAGCACUGCUGGCUCCUAACAGGGAAGAGUGGGCAGUGAAAGGAUGCUCAAUCAUGUCUGAUGGGUGGCGUGAUUCUGUGGUGCAGAAAGACAUCGUCAACUUUCUGGUUAACUCACCAAAAGGUUCUGUGUUCAUCAGGUCCAAAGAGGUUUCUGAAGUGGUGAAAGAUGCUACAAUGCUGUUCAAGCUACUUGAUGAUAUGGUUGAAGAAGUUGGUGAGAAGAACGUGGUUCAGGUUGUAACUGAUAACGCCUCAAACUACGUCAAGGCUGGAAAACUUCUUGAAGCAAAACGCCCACAUCUCUUUUGGACUCCAUGUGCUGCGCAUUGUCUUGAUUUGAUGCUGGAGGACAUUGGAAAGAUAGCUGCGGUGAAGACUGCAAUGCAGAAGUGCAUAGAUACACGUUAG